This is a messenger RNA of Penicillium vulpinum, 1602 nucleotides long. Its product is annotated as putative MFS multidrug transporter. The record is from RefSeq and is a predicted model, not a curated record. Gene Ontology annotation, biological process: transmembrane transport. Lineage: Eukaryota; Fungi; Ascomycota; Eurotiomycetes; Eurotiales; Aspergillaceae. The transcript is spliced from 7 exons. Bases 1 to 1602 code for a protein of 533 amino acids. Gene Ontology annotation, molecular function: transmembrane transporter activity.
AUGGCGUCAGACACGAAACAAUCCUUAACAGCUCAGAUAAGCGCCAUCCUUUCUUCAGACAAGGAUGAGAGUUCAGACAAUAGGUCCCUUGCUUCAGCAACGGAGAAUAACCAAAGGUCAAAUAGCGAUUACCAAAUAGUUCAACAGUCUCAGGACGAACUACUUGUCGAUUUUCAGGAGAACUCACCAAAAAACCCACACAACUGGGCAUUUAGCAAAAAGUUCUACAAUGCGGUUGUGGGUCUAUUCGUUGUUGUCAAUAGCGGCAUAUCAUCCGCACUCCCCAGCAAUGCAGUCCCCACUAUCAUGCAGGAAUUCCACCAGUCCGGAGACCAACAAAAGGUCUUACCAACUGCCGUAUUCCUCGUUGGAUAUGUGAUUGGACCUAUGAUAUUCAGUCCAUUGAGCGAAACUAUUGGACGGAAACCUGUGCUACUCUGGUCUUUCACUGUUUUUGUCCUUGCUACACUUGGCUGUGCUCUAGCGCCAAAUUGGUCCUCUCUUCUCGUCUUUCGCGCUAUCUGUGGUCUUGUAGGAGCUGCUCCUCAGACCGUUGUUGGUGGUAUUUAUGCCGACAUGUAUUCUGAUCUCCGAACUCGUGGUCGCGCGAUGGCGUUGUAUAUGUCGGCUUGCAGUUUUGGUCCCAUUAUCGGCCCGAUUAUCUCCGGAUGCUCGAUCAAAUAUGGAUGGCGAUGGACUUUUAGGAUCGAUUUGAUUCUGACGGGUCUUACUUGGUUGGGCCUGCUCUUCACGUCUGAAACUUUUACUCCUGCACUUUUGAAGAAACAAGCUGCCAAACUAAGGAAAGAAUCUGGAUCCAAUCGAUACUUCUCGCGCGAGGAGCUUAACCUGGAUUUGAGAUUGACGGCGAUGGAGAUUGUCACUCGGCCCAUGACAAUGCUCUUCUUUGAGCCUAUCAUCUCCUCAACAUCCAUCUAUAUUGCCAUUGCAUACAGUCUGGUCUUCUUUUAUUUCCAGGCCUAUCCCAUCAUCUUUGGAGGUGUCUAUGAUUUCACCAUCGAGCAAACUUCCCUCACCCUCAUCCCAAUUGGCCUCGGCGCCACUUCUUCCGGCUUCUUUGCCCUCUAUUACGACGUCAUCUACGAAAAGGCCAAAAAGCUCAACAAAGACUGGGCGUGCGGCCCAGAAGUCCACCGACUCCCCAUCUCCUGCAUCUCUGGGCCCUGCCUGACAAUAAGCAUGUUCUGGCUCGCCUGGUCAGCAAAGCCAAGCGUGCACUGGGCAUCAGCCGUGAUAUCAGGGUUCUUCUUCGGGUUCGGAUACCAGGCCAUCUUCACUUCGCUUCUUACCUACGUUACCGACGCAUAUAAGAUCUACUCAGCCAGCGCACUGGCAGCUUCCGUUAUUCUGCGCAGCAUUGCUGGAGCGGUUUUCCCACUGGCCGUUGCUCCGCUCUAUAACUCUUUCGGCGUUGCUUGGGCUACCUCCCUCGUUGGGUUUGUUAGCUUGGCUUGCAUUCCAAUUCCUUUUGCUUUGAUGAAAUGGGGUCCCUGGAUUCGAGAGACAAGUCCCUUCUGUCAGAGACUGAUUUUGGAGGAAAAACAAAGGGCCAGUGGAGCGAGUACACCCGCACAGGUAUAG